GUUUACGUACAGCCUCUUGAUCUAGUGAGAUUAGAUCAUAUUUUUCGCCUCAUGCGAAACGAUCUUUUGUGAUCUCGACUUCCUACUUUAAAUUUUUUAAUUUCUUACUCUUAACUAUGGAUAAGAAAUUGUGCAAGGGGUGUGGUACAACUGUAGCGAGGCCCAUUAUCUGUGGUACCUGUGGCAUUGCCUCCCACCCGGGCUGCAUCGCUCGUGCUGGCCACCCACACCUGGAUGGCAAAUUUCUUGGCUGUGGAAUGGCUGUGUCUUCCGACCAGGAUGGCUUAGUAUCAUCGAUUCGGGAAACAAUUCGUACAGAGUUUCGUGCGGAGUUUGCGGCUCUCCGAGAAGAAAUACUAAAGAUCCACCACGAUUACGUGGAAAAAGUUGCAGCAGAGAUGCAAACUCUAAGUGACAGGAUCACUGUGGUCGAGCGGCAAAUCACCUCUUCUGCGCCCGCUGCCAAUUCGGAGGAGGUGAUCAGUGAGAUUGCUGAAAGAGAGAGAAGAUCCUCCAAUUUGAUCUUUUAUAACCUGGAAGAGUCAAAUUUAUCCUCUCCAACGGCCUGUGCCUCAAGCGACUCGGAGAUGGCGAGGGAAAUUAUAGGGAAAAUUCAGCCGUUAGAUGCUCCACGCAUUAAGACUCGAAGGCUUGGCGGUUUCCAGCAAGGACGCAACAGGCCACUUCUGGUAUCUUUCCCGUCAAAGGCAGAUGUUCUUGGCAUAUUGAAGAUGAAGAAUUCAUAUGUUGGACCGGUUAUAAUCAAGCAAGAUAUGACAUUGAGGCAGAGGGAUCACCUUCGUGAACUAAGGAAGCAGCUCGAUUCGCUCCGAGACUCUGGCACUACGGAUAUGACCAUAAAAUUUUUUAAUGGUAUACCAAAGAUUGUCAGAACUCGUGCUAAUUCUCAACCAAAAAACGUGUCUAUCACCCUUUAG
Molecule: messenger RNA, 938 nt
Organism: Vollenhovia emeryi
Lineage: Eukaryota; Metazoa; Arthropoda; Insecta; Hymenoptera; Formicidae
Exons: 1
Coding region: 117-938 (273 amino acids)
Source: RefSeq, a predicted model, not a curated record